Molecule: messenger RNA, 2600 nt
Organism: Entelurus aequoreus (snake pipefish)
Lineage: Eukaryota; Metazoa; Chordata; Actinopteri; Syngnathiformes; Syngnathidae
Exons: 11
Coding region: 1289-2032 (247 amino acids)
Source: RefSeq, a predicted model, not a curated record
CUUAAUUCAAUACUCGCCGCCAUUCCGGGUGGAUUGACAAAAGAACUCCAGCCGCUAGAUAUUGGUGUCAACAGGGCAUUCGAAGCUAGACUGCUAACUGCGUGGGAACAGUGGAUGACAGAAGGCAAACACACAUUCACCAAGACAGGGAGACGGCGCCGGACGACAUACGCCACUAUCUGCCAGUGGAUCCUAAAUGCCUGGGCUGAUUCAGUCUCAACUGUGGUCCGAGCUUUCAGGAAGGCAGGAAUUGUCACUGACCUGCUAAACAGCAGCGACACUCACUCCAUUAAUGACGACUUCGACGAGACAGACCCGGCCAUGUUGGAUGCCGUAUUCACUCAACUGUUUAAUUCGGACACUGAUAAUUCGAGGUAUUCGUGAAUGAGGAAUAACUUCAUUAAGUGUCUGAAGUGUCUCUAUGGAAGAUUACCACAAACUGCUAAAGAAGAUUUUACUGUUGGAAGUAAAAAUUAAUCGGUUGGAAGUGAAUUUAAAAGUGAAUGGACAAUGUGGCAACAACACCACUCUAGCACUCCUGUCGACAGAAAACACUGGACAGCACCAUGCUACAACCCAGCUAACUAGCAACAAUGAAGCUACGAAGAAACGGGAGGCCCCUGUAGAGGGUAAUAAAUCUACCAGCGAUAAUCCUCCCUGGAACACACUCAGUGCGAAGCCAAAGAGAAGACCGCCUCCCUGCGACGAGGGAGAAUGGAUAUCUGGCAGGACCCAGCGCCCCGAUAUCUCUGAUCUGACCGGCUGGCCUGUGCUACUAUUUUCAGCCAGGUAUACUGCGUCAUCAACUCCACUGCCACGUAGGACACACCUGGGACAGCUGAGAAGAGGAGAACUACCAAGAAACCUCCCCAGCAAGCAAGUGUCCAACUAAAGAACAGGUUUGCUCCACUGUUGAUGGACAAUGGAUCCCCCUCUGAUUGCCUGAAUAACCCACCAUCACCAUGCAGAAGGAUGGCUCCUUCUUUUGUGGUUGUUGAGUUCCUUGGUGAACAUUCAGUCGCUGUUGUCCCAACCAAAUGGACAGAAGAUGAUGGAAAGAAUACCUUCUGCUGUUGGCCAAGGCCAAAUCCUACCCACUCCAGAAUCCGGAAAGCUGAGAUUCCUGACAAACAAUUCUGGGAGAAGCUGCCAAUUCAGGUUUUCAGGAAAACAUUGACUGAAGACUUUGACAAGGCCCUUCAAUACGAAAAACAAGCUGAAAUGUUUUCGAGCCCAGAAGAAGUGUUAACCAAACGGAGCCACAUCACCCCUGAACGUUAUAGAAACGAUGAGGAAGAUGUGUUUGAUGCUGACGCAAGUACCAGACCACUUCAGCCAGUACCAGCCAAUACCAGACCACUCCAAGGCAUCCAGGCCGACCUCACAGCCCAGCGAGAAGCAGCACUUCCAGGCUCAGUCCAGACAGGAAUGCAUCCAGCUCAAGCCAGUACCAGACCGCUCAAGCCAGUACCAGACCACUCCAGCCAGUAUGAGUCAGUACCAGACCGCUCCAAGAAGCAGCAGGAAUGCCCUUGACAGUGAACUUUUCCAAUUGAACAUGAAAGUUCAAAAUAUACUUGAGAACCAGGGAGAAAUGAUGCGCAUGCUGAGAGGGCUGGCAGCACAGUCUGUGGGGCCAGAAUCUGUGGAUGUUCAAGAUCUCAUUGAUCAGCCUUUCGAGACUCUUGAGCAGCUGAAGGCCUUCUGUGAACGGCUCGACACUGAUCUUCUGCUCAGAAAGCAGCUGGUGAAAGCUCUUACUGCUCUUGGUGGGCAGAAUUUGGCAGACACGGUGAGGACAAUGCUGAGGAAAAUUGCCACAAACAAAGUCCUGGAGCAGCUUGGCCUCCAUGGAAAGUCAGGAAAAGUGGCAAUUGAGGACUUGACCCUUUACAGAAUAAUAAAUAAGGCAUGCAGGGGUGUUUACAAGCAGACGACCACAGCUGAAGUGGAUUGUGAGCUUGGAGAGGUCCUGAAACUGGCCACUUUUCGAAAGGGAGGUUCAAAAUUUGAGGAGAAGAGGAGGAAUUAAGAGGGAGGACAAAAAAGGAAAAAGAAACAAGCAAAAGAACAGAGUGAGAUGAGAGGAUUUGGGUUUCCCUGCUUGGGCUGCUGCCCCCGCGACCCGACCUCGGAUAAGCGGAAGAAGAUGGAUGGAGGGAUGGAUGGAUUUACUUCCAGGAAGAAAACCAAGAAGGGGCAGGAUACACUGACGCGCACGACCAAGACCACUGCAUUCCAUUCCUUUUAUAAAUGAUAAAUGAUAAAUGGGUUAUAUAUAGCUAUACAAGUAUAUACUUGUAUAGCGCUUUUCUACCUUCAAGGUACUCAAAGCGCAAUUGACAGUAUUUCCACAUUCACCCAUUCACACACACAUUCACACACUGAUGGAGGGAGCUGCCAUGCAAGGCGCUACCAGCACCCAUCAGGAGCAAGGGUGAAGUGUCUUGCCCAAGGACACAACGGACGUGCCUAGGAUGGAAGAAGGUGGGGAUUGAACCCCAGUAACCAUCAACCCUCCGAUUGCUGGCACGGCCACUCUACCAACUUCGCCACGCCGUCCCCAUUUUUGUAUUAUAUCACUAAUAAAUAAUUAUUUC